AUGUUGAAACUGAAAAAUGAUGCCAUCCCCAUUCUUAAUGCUGGAAUUACAACUGCUAAAGGGAUUUGGGAAGAAGUAAGACACAAACAUGAUAAAGUCUCUUGGCAAAAACUUAUUUGGUUUCCCCUUCACAUCCCUAAACUUAGUGUUAUUACUUGGUUGGCAAUCCUUGAUAGACUUCCAACUAGGGAAAGACUUUUACGUACGGGGCUAACUACUGUUGGUUAUUGUUUAUUCUAUAAUGAUGCUCUUGAAACGAGAAAUCAUUUAUUUGCUGAUUGCAUUGUGGUCACGUCUCUUUGGAAUGGUAUUUUGAACCUGUCUCAUCUGUCCGUUCCUCAUAUGUCAUGGGAAGUCAAGCUUGCUUGGGCUUCAUCAACUUGGAAAGGUAAGUCUCUCUUAACCUCUAUCAUGAAGAUAGCAUGGUGUGCUUUCAUCUAUAAAGUUUGGGAGGAGAGAAACCGUCGAAUAUUUCAAGGAAAAUUUCGAACUGUUGAAGACUUGCUUGGUUCUAUUAAAGAGAUAGUUGGACUUCAACAUAUGAAUAGAGAUUUCAAUAGGCUUGAUAAUGUUAAUAUGCUUCUUUGUAACAAUUGGAAUAUAGCCUAA
Messenger RNA from Hibiscus syriacus, 609 nucleotides. RefSeq lists its product as uncharacterized. The transcript has a single exon. Lineage: Eukaryota; Viridiplantae; Streptophyta; Magnoliopsida; Malvales; Malvaceae. The coding region runs from base 1 to 609 and encodes 202 amino acids. The record is from RefSeq and is a predicted model, not a curated record.